AUGGACUGUGGCGCGGCGGCGAGGUGUGGGGACAGGGAGCGGCGCGUGCGGCAGUGGCCUGUCAGGGUGGGCGACGGGGAGUCUGUGUGGGCCGAGUUGAGGAGCGGGUGUAGGAAGCAGUACACGUGCUCUCAUACAAGUAGGCAACGGCUGCGUUUCCCGUAUGUAGGAAGGAGAAAAGCUGACGUUCAGGCUCGUGUCCCAAUUCUAGUUGAAAGGAGGCCUCUUCUAAUUGAAUUCGUCGGCCUCGAAAGGAGGCCUUACAAAGCUGUACAGCGCCGGCCUGGCCCUUCGGUGUUUGCCCUGCAGGCCGCCGACCUGCCUUUUGUUCUACCGUUCGGCCGGUCACCCCCCGCAUACGCUCUCUCGUGUCCCGUGCCGCCCCUCGAGUGCGCUCUCUGUGUCUACUCUGGUGGCGACGACUGGGGGUCGGGGACCGCCGCCACCGCCGUUGCAAGAUUUUCCAGCACUGCUUGCUCACCCAUUUCUCAAUUUAGAAAACCUCAAUUUCUGUACCUGAGCACCAAAUCAAGACCAUACUACUUUAGUCAUUCCCGACUGAUGGCAAUGGCUGCAGCUCCGGCCAAUGGUGAUUCACAGAGUGGUCCUCAGAGGAACUAUCAGGUUGUUGUUGCUGCCACUCGUGACAUGGGCAUUGGGAAGGAUGGGGUCUUGCCAUGGAAGCUUCUUGGUGAUCUUAAAUUCUUCAAAGAGCUAACACUAACUACAUCUGAUCCUGCCAAGAAGAAUGCAGUUAUAAUGGGAAGGAAAACAUGGGAGAGCAUUCCUGUUAAGUCAAGGCCAUUGCCUGGUCGUUUGAAUGUCAUACUUACUCGAUCUGGUAGUUUUGAUUUUGCAACAGUAGAGAAUGUUGUUAUAUGUGGAAGUAUGAAGUCUGCCUUAGAACUGCUAGCAUCAACUCCAUACUGCUUAUCAAUUGAGAAAGUUUUUGUUGUAGGAGGUGGGCAGGUACUGAGAGAAUAUCUUAAUGGACCUGCAUGUGAGGCUAUCCAUCUAACUGACAUUCAGUCGAGCAUUGAGUGUGACACUUUCAUCCCUCCAGUUGACUUCUCAGUGUUCCAGCCAUGGUAUUCAUCUUUCCCAGUGGUAGAGAGCAACAUUAGGCAUUCUUUUGUGACUUUUGUUCAUGUUAGAAAGUCAGUGGCAGAAACUCAUGAGUCAAAUGGCAAGGAUUCAACUGAGGUUGAUACCAAGAAUGACAAAUUUGAAAUAGAGAAUUUCUCUUUUCUCCCCAAGAUGGUAUAUGACCGCCAUGAGGAGUAUCAAUACCUCAAUCUUGUUGAAGAUAUUAUAAGGUCUGGUGCUCAGAAAAAUGACAGGACAGGAACUGGAACAUUGUCAAAAUUUGGGUGUCAGAUGCGGUUCAACUUAAGGAAAAAUUUUCCUCUGCUGACAACAAAGAGGGUAUUUUGGCGUGGUGUUGUCGAAGAACUCCUUUGGUUCAUCAGUGGCUCAACAAAUGCAAAGGUUUUGCAAGAGAAGGGUAUUCAUAUCUGGGAUGGCAAUGCUUCAAGAGAGUAUCUUGACAGAUACACUGACAUGCAUGCUGACUAUACUGGAAAAGGUUUUGAUCAGCUAAUGGAUGUGAUUGACAAGAUCAAGAAUAAUCCUGACGACCGCCGGAUAAUUUUGUCAGCGUGGAAUCCUUCAGAUCUUAAGAAGAUGGCUCUUCCUCCUUGCCACAUGUUUGCACAAUUUUACGUCGAAAACGGGGAGCUAUCCUGCCAGAUGUAUCAACGCUCUGCAGACAUGGGGCUUGGUGUUCCAUUCAACAUCGCAUCAUAUUCUCUUCUGACAUACAUGAUCGCUCAAGUUUGUGAUCUUUCUCCUGGAGAUUUUGUCCAUGUUAUAGGGGAUGCUCAUGUCUAUAGAACUCAUGUUCGAGCUCUGGAGGAGCAAAUUCAGAAGAUGCCUAAACCAUUUCCAAUUUUGAAGAUAAAUCCUUCAAAAAAGAAUAUAGAUUCUUUCAUGGCAUCAGACUUCAAGCUGGUUGGCUAUGAUCCUCACCAGAAGAUAGAGAUGAAAAUGGCAGUGUAA
This is a messenger RNA of Miscanthus lutarioriparius, 2058 nucleotides long. The record is from the annotation of a GenBank genome assembly. Lineage: Eukaryota; Viridiplantae; Streptophyta; Magnoliopsida; Poales; Poaceae.